This is a messenger RNA of Micromonas commoda, 1650 nucleotides long. Its product is annotated as glutamate-gated ion channel neurotransmitter receptor family. The record is from RefSeq and is a predicted model, not a curated record. The transcript is spliced from 2 exons. Gene Ontology annotation, molecular function: ligand-gated monoatomic ion channel activity. The coding region runs from base 1 to 1650 and encodes 549 amino acids. Gene Ontology annotation, cellular component: membrane. Lineage: Eukaryota; Viridiplantae; Chlorophyta; Mamiellophyceae; Mamiellales; Mamiellaceae.
AUGCGGCAAGCCUUGCUCCUGGGAGUCUUGGCUUGCUCCCUGAGCCAUGCUGCGGCGGCUCCCGUGUACGUGGACUUUUGCUCGCUUGCGAUUCCCCAGCAGCUAUCCGGCGGUUACAAAAAUGUGAGCCAGGCUGUGGGGUUCGACGCGGCCAGCGGAUCGGUCCCAUCAAAGUCCAAUAUUCGAGGCUUGCUCGACGGGAAAACCUUGCGCGUCAUCGCGCACGUCGAUCCAAACCGCGUGGAACACGCAACAUUCAAGACAGUGCCAGGAUGCUCGUCUGACUGCCCCUACCCCGACGUCUUCUUCUGCGCGCCGCACAUCCCCGGGCGGACGUGCGACCUCGAGGGCGGGCUGAAAGGCCGUGAUUACCUACUCUUCCAGGAGAUGGCGAAGAGGGGCGGGUUCAACGUCGAGUGGGCGCUAACCCGCGACGUUUCGAAGACGGUGCCGGAGUCGUACACUGCGAUGGCUGUCAACUUCACCACGGACGACCGUUUCGACCUGUCCACCAACUGGUGGACGGACACCUCAGAUCGACGAAAGCUCGGGCUGGUCAUCGGCCAUCACCACACGGAUGCGUCCAGGGUGCUGAUCACCGCGCGCAACUCCAAGAAGAAGUCGCUGGACCUCGACCUGCUGGUCCGACCGUUCACGGGCCUUGUGUGGGCGGUUUGGUGCGCAAUUAUUGUGACGUAUUCAAUCAUGAUGUUCACCAUCGAGCGCAAUUGGAUAGAUAACGACGACCUCGGCAAGAACAGAGCGGAAAGACUUGUUAAAGGCCUAUCGCUGGAGCUGUAUCUCACGUUCGAGCGCUUCUCUGGCGGAUCGCAGACGCAGAAGCCGAUGAGCCGAGCCGGGCGAGGGAUCACGUCCGCUUUUGGCCUGUUCUGCCUUCUCUUCAUGUCGUUGUACACCGCAAAGCUGGCGGCGAUCAUCGUCGUGCAGGAUUCCGCGGGUGAGGGGCUGAUCAAGAACAUGAACGACGUGCGCGAUAACGGCGGUGCGGUGAUCAUGUUCAAAGGGGACCCGCUGAAGAAACGGAUGGAAACUGCGCACCCGUAUCUGAAAGUCAACGAGGACUACUCGAUGGGAAACAUGACACGACUUGCGCUCGGCAAGUUGCUCGCCGACAACCAGGCUCUGGCGGAGAUCUUGCCCGCGAACGUCGCUCGAAACGUGGUGCUCCAGAAGCAGAAUUGCGACGUCACCGUGACGUCGUCCGUGUUCACCGCGGGUGGCGGGUUCAUGACUUCGGUCGAGAAGUGCCGCUCCAAUGUGCACGUCAUCCUCGACGGGUUGCUGAUGGAGAUCGAGAGCGACGGCACGCUGGACGACAGAAUCGAGACAAAGACGGUCGACAUGUGCAGCGGUGGCGGGUUGGACGCGGAUGCCGCGGGGCUGGAGACAAAAGCGUUGGAUAUCGAUCAGAUGAUGGGCCUGUUCAUGUUCGUCGGGGGGUCCAUGUGCGCAAUCUUCUUCACCAACCAGUUGUUUGGAGGCGCGUCCAAAGCGUUGAACAAUCCAAACUACCUGGACAUCCUCGGGGGCGCAGCCCAACGCAAGCCGUCCAAGGAGAACAGCGCGCACGGAGGAGAGGAGGAUGGUAAGGCGGCGCACCACAGGAUGUUCGCGUCGUCCAAAGUCUGA